CUGCAGAUGACCAUCCGAGCAUCUAUCUCAUGUAAUGGAGUGGAGAUUGCUGACGCCACACAGCCUGUUAAGGAGGGGGUGCCAGAGAUACUUAAUAUGAGGGUCCCGCCAACCACAGUGCCAGGAGACUACAAGCUGCGAGUGGAAGGGUUGUAUUUAGACACGCCGUUCGGGGGCCGCGCGUUCGUCAACGAGACGCAGCUCACGUUCUCGAAGCGGUUCAUGACUAUUUUCAUACAGACAGACAAGCCUGUAUACAUGCAAGGGCAGACGGUUCGUUUCCGCGUGAUCCCGAUCAACACGGAGCUGAAGGCGUUCGGACGAGCGAUCGACGUGUUCAUACUCGACCCCAACCGACGCAUCAUGAAGAGGUGGCUCUCUAGACAGGUAACACCCAUACAUUAUAGUUAAUGUCACAUAUGGGA
Manduca sexta (tobacco hornworm) is the source of this 425-nucleotide messenger RNA. Its product is annotated as CD109 antigen-like. The coding region runs from base 7 to 411 and encodes 134 amino acids. The transcript has 3 exons. Lineage: Eukaryota; Metazoa; Arthropoda; Insecta; Lepidoptera; Sphingidae. The record is from RefSeq and is a predicted model, not a curated record.